GUGAAGAGCAACGGAGAUAUGCACUACUAUACUUCGCUUGUGGUGGCGGUCCUAUGCCCUUUGAAGGAGGUACCGUUAGUGGACUGUGAUCGAAGAUGUCACAGCAUCCCAGAACAAUUGGUCGAAGGCACAUCAGCAACCUAUGAAACGGUAUCCUACAUCAUUCGCGUCAAACGAAGUUCAACAUUCUAUGUUGUCAUGAUAGUUCUACCAUCUUUCAUCCUCACUUUUCUUUGUGUACUUGGGCUUUUCUGGACGAAAUUCGACAAAACGGACUACCUCGAAAAGCUUGCUCUUGGAUUUGCUGCCAUUCUUGCCAUGUGCACGGUCUUGGCAAUUGCCGAAGCCAUCAGUACCGAAGAGCUACCAGUACAGCUUCCCGCACGUGCUUGUAAUCACAUUUCGUCACACUGA
Ostertagia ostertagi is the source of this 414-nucleotide messenger RNA. Lineage: Eukaryota; Metazoa; Nematoda; Chromadorea; Rhabditida; Trichostrongylidae. The record is from the annotation of a GenBank genome assembly.